This is a messenger RNA of Hemicordylus capensis (graceful crag lizard), 714 nucleotides long. It is a transcript of the gene LIF, whose product is annotated as LIF interleukin 6 family cytokine. Gene Ontology annotation, cellular component: extracellular region. NCBI's taxonomy places the organism in Eukaryota, Metazoa, Chordata, Lepidosauria, Squamata, Cordylidae. The record is from RefSeq and is a predicted model, not a curated record. The transcript has 3 exons. Gene Ontology annotation, biological process: immune response. The coding region runs from base 1 to 714 and encodes 237 amino acids. Gene Ontology annotation, molecular function: leukemia inhibitory factor receptor binding; cytokine activity.
AUGGCAGUGGGGGUCGGAGAGGAAGCCAGGCACCCGACUGCAAUCAGCUACGAGAAGAAGAGAGGGAGGGAGGCUGUCCUGACAGGAAUUGUCACACUGCUACUGGCACUGCACUGCAGACUCACAUCUGGGAAAGCCCUGCCCAUGAACAAGCAGAGCCUCCUGUGUCAGAAUAUACGGCAUCGAUGCAACAAGCAGGUCUGCCAUAAUAUUCAAUGCCAAGUGUCCCGUCUGAACACAACAGCUGAGAACCUCUUCAAUCUCUAUCUGAAAUGCCAAAAGUACCCCUUUGAUGACAAGAAGCAGCUGGACAACGUCUGCAAACGCAACAACACUUUCCCUCACUUCUCUGGCAUCCACAGCUGUGGGAACGAGACGCUGGUGGCCCUGUAUAAGAUCUUUGCCUUUUUCAACGCCUCCCUGGUCAACAUUACCAGGAACCAGAAAGACCUCAGCCAGAACACAACCCAGGACAACCUUCUACUAAAACACCUCCGAACCACUGCCAAUGAAACCAGGGGCCUCCUGAGUAAUCUUGCCUGCCUGCUCUGCUCCCAGUACAACGUCACCCACAUAGAUGUGACCUAUGGGAAGAGCUCUGGGAAGGAAAACAAUUUUGAGAAAAAGCAGGAAGGGUGCCAGGUGCUCCGGUGGUACAGCGAAGUUGUCUCAAGUGCAGCCCGGACUACAGGCAAAUGCAACAAGCAGGCAUAA